UGGUCCGCGACCCGGAAGUGCGCGUGCGGCCCGGGCAGCAGGCGGGUAAGCGGGUCUUCGGAGUAGGAGCGCCACGUUUCUAAGACACCUUGGCGACCUGGCUGUGCAGCAUGUGUGAUUGGCGACUUGUCUCCAGAUGCAGAGCGUCCUGUAUCCUUGGCACAGGCAGGUCCUGAGGUGUAGUUGGAGUAGAUUGUGCCUUCUGAAGCGAUACCUGUUUACAAUGAAGUUGCAGUCCCCAGAAUUCCAGUCCCUUUUCACCGAAGGAUUGAAGAGCCUGACAGAAUUAUUUGCCAAAGAGAAUCAUGAAUUAAGAAUAGCAGGAGGAGCAGUGAGGGAUUUACUGAAUGGGGUGAAGCCUCAAGAUGUGGAUUUCGCCACCACUGCCACCCCUACUCAGAUGAAGGAGAUGUUCCAGUCAGCUGGCAUUCGCAUGAUCAACAACAAAGGAGAGAAACAUGGGACUAUCACUGCCAGGCUUCAUGAAGAAAAUUUUGAAGUUACUACACUCCGAAUUGAUGUUACCACUGAUGGAAGACAUGCAGAGGUAGAAUUCACAACUGACUGGCAGAAAGACGCUGAACGAAGAGAUCUCACUAUAAAUUCUAUGUUUCUAGGUUUUGAUGGUACACUGUUUGAUUACUUCAAUGGUUAUGCAGAUUUAAAAAAUAAAAAGGUUCGAUUUGUUGGACAUGCAAAACAGAGAAUUCAGGAAGAUUAUCUUCGAAUUUUAAGGUAUUUCAGGUUUUAUGGCAGAAUUGUCGACAGACCUGGUGACCAUGACCAUGAGACUCUAGAAGCAAUUGCAGAAAAUGCCAAAGGUUUGGCUGGAAUAUCAGGAGAGAGGAUUUGGGUAGAACUGAAGAAAAUUCUUACUGGUGACCAUGUAAACCAUUUGAUCCACCUGAUCUAUGAUCUUGGUGUGGCUCCUCACAUAGGUUUACCUGCUAAUGCAAAUUUAGAAGAAUUUAACAAAGUCAGUAAAAAUGUUGAAGGCUUUUCACCAAAACCAAUGACUCUUUUGGCUUCUUUAUUCAAAGUACAAGAUGAUGUCACAAAAUUGGACUUGAGAUUGAAAAUUUCAAAAGAGGAGAAAAACCUGGGUUUAUUUAUAGUUAAAAACAGGAAAGACUUGAUUAAAGCAACAGAUAGUUCAGAACCAUUGAAACCAUACCAAGACUUUGUGAUAGACUCUAGGGAACCAGAUGCAACUGCCCGUGUUUGUGAGCUGCUGAAGUACCAAGGAGAGCAUGGUCUUCUCAAAGAGAUGCAGCAGUGGUCUGUCCCGCCGUUCCCUGUGAGUGGACAUGACAUCAGGAAAGUGGGUAUUUCUUCAGGGAAGGAAAUUGGGGCCCUGCUACAGCAGUUGCGUGAACAGUGGAAGAAAAGUGGUUACCGGAUGGAAAAAGAUGAACUACUAAGUUACAUAAAGAAGACCUAAAGAUGAGCCCUGUAUGAAACAGGGGAAGUCUUGGUAAGGCUGGUGUUCUCCCCUCCUGUGUUACUGAGACCCCAAAACCAGCAUGAGUGUAGGUAGAAAAACUAAGCUCAAGUCUACCUCCUGAAUUUCCCAAUGCUUGUGGAGCAGUGCUGUUGAUCUUAAAAUGUAGUAACUGUUGAAGAGAAACUAUGUUUUCUUAGUGGUUUCCUGAAUGAGUCCAUAGUAGCAUCUAUUUAUAACAGGAUUGUUCUGAUUUCAGAAAGUUGCAGGAAUAACAGGAGGGCUUGUGCUGAGACUCUUGCCUUUAUAUCAGGUGCCACAGAUAGUGAACACAUUGUUUAUUUUACAAGUUAGAUGGAUAUGGCUUAGCUUUCUGAUAGCUUACAUAGUUACUUACUGCAUAGCUGCUCAUAGAUAUCUGUGUACUGUACAAGUAAACAGCAGCUUUUGGAUUUUGAAUUUUCUUGAAGUCAAAUAAGGUGAUGUGCUAUAAAAGGGCGUGUCAAAAUCUACUUCACCCAGGUCAGUAAAUACCUGGAUUUUAAACUAUGGAGUUUCUGCUGUUGUCAUCUGCACAGAUGGAGUGACAUCAAAGCUGCUAUAUUGUGUAAGAUUCCUUUAAACAGUCCUAUCUGAAAGUAAUGGUAAACAGUCCAUGGAUCAUCAGAUUAUACUGCAGCAGUAAAGGCAUAAUUCCCCACUCCAUCACAGCAGCUUGAAUGAAACACAAGUAGAACUUUUGAAAAAAUGACAUUAAGGAGCAGCCUAUUCUUGAGUUGCAUUUUAUUACGUACUUACACUUUUCAGUAUUCUACUUGAUUACUUUGACAUAAUUCAGCCAAAUAGAAUAGAUUUGGAUAUUUAUGUUUAUGUAAACCUGUUUCCUAAAUGGUAUAAUCCUAGAAAUAUAUACUGUUCACUUAUAUUUGCAAAUAAAAUGCAAAAUGGACAUAUACAUUAGUUAAAGGGAUCUAGCACAUCACAGGCUCAUCAAAUCAAAAGUGCAACUACACCAAAUGCUGCUAUUUCUGCUCAGAAUACUUAGUUACUCUUUAAUAUGUUCAAAAUGUACAGGUCAGUAUCUCAGACAAGCUAAGGAAAAUUGAAAGGAGCAAAGUCCUUUUAAAAUUACACUGCCUUGCCUCUAUCUUGUGCUUACCAACCCAGUUUCUGGAGCAUUCAUCAUUUAGAGCUUCAUCAUUUAGAGCAGUGGUGCCCCUAUCCUGUUCCAUGGCCAUUCCCAUUAUUUCAACUGUGUUUUCCUAUCCUGUCAUGACAUAGACUCAACAGGAUAAUCCAUGGCACCAAGCUACUAAAAAGCAAGUAUUUUGGAACCCAGCCUUAUGUUUUAUACUGCUUUCUCAUUCCCUAAAUAUGCUCUUGAACUUGGUAGGCAAAUGCUGUAACCCACUAUACACAUAUAUCAGAGGCAGUGAUGACUGGGCAGAUCUGACUUGAGGAAAUAUCUGUCAGGAAGUCACUCCUACAGGUGCACUUAUAAACAAAGUAUUACUUUGUCUGGACUUAUUUCAUCUUCAGUCUCUGGAAUUGUGGGUAACAGAGCAGAGCGAGUUAAGCCCCAAAAUUUUUGAGGUGACAUGUCUUUUUUUGUGGCUGUAAAUUUCCAUCCAAUAUGGCUUGCACAGAUCUUGCACUGGGCAAUGGUCCAUGCAUACCUAUAAAAUGAAGGAAAGAUAUAAGUUAAAACCUAUUUUUAGCCUUUGUACUAGGCUUCUCGUGAGAUUUCUCUGACACCUCAAAUUUACAAAGCCACCCUGUUAUAACUGGAUAAUUUAUUACUGCACGUGUCUAUAUGUUGCUGUUGGCUCCAGCUUUAACCUCACAGCUUUCUUCUCCAUUUCUGUUGGAGAUGCACGUGAAGGUGAUGCAGGAGAGCAUGAACCCCUGGAAGACAGGCAAGGCACUUCUGCUCUCAGGGUACCAUUUUUCUCAGGUAGAGGAUUCUGCAUAUUAAUGUUAGCUUUACAGUCCUCAAGAAUGAUGCCAAAUAAGAGGAUUUUGUUCAAGGAUAAUAAGAUAAUAAGUCACUAAUCCCUAAUUCUUCUGCCACUUCCAAAGUAAAAGGGAGAGCAAGGUUAAAGCAAGCUAGAGAAAGCAGGAUUUACUGGUUUCUACAUCUCAUGUCCCUGCUUUUAACCCAUUCAUGAAGUGAUCAAACUAUUCCUGUCCUGUUUGUUUUGUAUCUUCCUAGAAAGUUCAUCUAAAACUAAAUGAAGAGUCAACAAGAAAAGUAAACAGCUGUAUUACCCGGGAAACCAGCUGUGCACUGUAGAAGGCCGGCCUAUCAGAUUCAGGUUGGACGCUUUAUACACAGUCAGUGUCUCAUGUACAUAUCCAUGAGGAUUCACAUAUGCUGCCAUUGGACCACAUAAGGAUAAACUACAGACAAAGAAAUAAUGUGGAGAAUAAGACAAUGAAAAGAAAAAUAGUAAUCCCAGUUUUUUACUUAUUUGGGACAUAAGUUAUGCUUUUUAACCUUUGAAUUUUAGAUAUUAUAUAGUACUUUGUGUAAAAUGUAAGACAAGUAUACAGGAGGUUGGCAGAUAUUCUGUUGCUUAAAAAUGUUCUUUGAUGAUUCAAAGGUAAAUAUAUGUGUUUACAAAGCCUAGUGAGGUCAUGUUUUCAUCUUUGGACAUUUAGUUACUUUACCUACAUAUCAGUUUCCUGACCUUCUUGAUCUGUAGUUCUAAUGAAUUCAUCAAAGUGUUAAGCUUCACAGCAUCAGCACAUGUUCAGAGACCCACCCAAUUUUGGUCCCGUGUAGCAGAACUAGCUGAAGUAUAAUGCUUGAAGCAUUCCUAUUAUGCUUUAAGAUAGGAUGUGUCUAAACAAAAAUUGAGGGGAAAAAGACUGUAUUACAGAUGUUUCCAGGCUGUAAGACAGCUUGCCCUGUGUUUAUCUCCUUUACUGAGAUAAACGCAUAUUUUUUAGGCACUGGAGAAAAUAUGGAAAGUGGAACCACAGAAGGGAAUAUGGAAAUAUAUUAAAAAUGUAAUAAAGAUCUUACCUAAAUAUUUCA
Molecule: messenger RNA, 4481 nt
Organism: Mus musculus (house mouse)
Lineage: Eukaryota; Metazoa; Chordata; Mammalia; Rodentia; Muridae
Gene: Trnt1
Product: tRNA nucleotidyl transferase, CCA-adding, 1
Exons: 8
Coding region: 137-1441 (434 amino acids)
Biological process (GO): RNA processing; mitochondrial tRNA 3'-end processing; tRNA 3'-terminal CCA addition
Cellular component (GO): cytosol; nucleus; catalytic complex
Molecular function (GO): RNA binding; CCA tRNA nucleotidyltransferase activity; protein homodimerization activity
Source: RefSeq, a predicted model, not a curated record